Colletotrichum scovillei is the source of this 1431-nucleotide messenger RNA. RefSeq names its product centromere/microtubule-binding protein cbf5. Gene Ontology annotation, cellular component: box H/ACA snoRNP complex. The record is from RefSeq and is a predicted model, not a curated record. Gene Ontology annotation, biological process: rRNA pseudouridine synthesis; mRNA pseudouridine synthesis; snRNA pseudouridine synthesis. The transcript has 13 exons. NCBI's taxonomy places the organism in Eukaryota, Fungi, Ascomycota, Sordariomycetes, Glomerellales, Glomerellaceae. Bases 1 to 1431 code for a protein of 476 amino acids. Gene Ontology annotation, molecular function: pseudouridine synthase activity; RNA binding.
AUGGCCAUGGAAAUUGUCAAGCACGGCGAGGAGGAGGAGUUCGCCAUCAAGCCCCAGGCCUCUGUCCCUCACCUGGAUACGAGCAGCUGGCCUCUGUUGCUCAAGAACUACGACAAGCGCAAGUUUUCUCCCUCUUCUUGGAUAUGGAGCAACCGCUCGCUUCUUGCAGUUCUCGUCCGGACGGGUCACUUCACCCCCAUUCCGGCAGGAUGCAGCCCUCUGAAGAGAGACAUCAAGUCCUACAUCUCUUCCGGUGUCAUCAACCUUGACAAGCCCUCCAACCCCAGUUCCCACGAGGUUGUCGCUUGGGUCAAGCGUAUCCUUCGCGUUGAGAAGACUGGUCACAGCGGUACCCUUGAUCCCAAGGUCACUGGUUGCUUGAUUGUUUGCGUCGACCGUGCUACCAGACUCGUCAAGUCCCAGCAGUCUGCUGGUAAGGAGUAUGUUGCCGUCAUUCGCCUUCACGACAAGCUGCCCGGCGGCAAGGUCCAGUUCGCCCGCGCUCUCGAGACUUUGACUGGUGCCCUCUUCCAGCGCCCUCCUUUGAUCUCUGCCGUCAAGCGUCAGCUGCGUAUCCGUACCAUUCACGAGAGCAAGCUCAUCGAGUUCGACAAUGAUCGCCACCUCGGUGUCUUCUGGGUUUCUUGCGAAGCUGGAACCUACAUCCGUACCCUCUGCGUCCAUCUCGGUCUGUUGCUCGGUGUUGGUGGCCACAUGCAGGAGCUCCGAAGAGUGCGCUCUGGUGCCAUGGGCGAGAGCAAGGAGAUGGUUACUCUGCACGACGUGCUUGAUGCUCAGUGGACCAUGGACAACACCAGGGAUGAGUCUUACCUGCGCAAGGUCAUCUCUCCCCUGGAGACUCUUCUCACUGGCUACAAGCGUGUUGUGGUCAAGGACAGCGCUGUCAACGCUGUCUGCUACGGUGCUAAGCUUAUGCUUCCCGGUCUUCUGAGAUACGAGUCCGAAAUUGAGGUUCACGAUGAGGUCGUUCUCAUGACCACCAAGGGUGAGGCCAUCGCCCUCGGCAUUGCUCAGAUGUCCACCGUCGAGAUGUCGACAUGCGAUCACGGCGUUGUUGCCAAGGUCAAGAGAUGCAUCAUGGAGCGCGACUUGUACCCCAGAAGAUGGGGUCUUGGUCCCCUCGCCUCCGAGAAGAAGAAGAUGAAGGCCGACGGCAAGCUCGACAAGUACGGCCGCCCCAACGAGGCCACUCCCGCCAAGUGGGCGGUGGAGUCUACGACAGCUACUCCCGCCGCAGUCACCCCUGCCAAUGCCGAGGAUGAUGGCGAGUCCAAGAAACGCAAGAAGCACGAGGGCGAGACACGCGACGAGAAGGCGGAGCGCAAGCGUCGGAAGGCUGAGAAGAAGGCGGCCAAGGCCGCGAAGAAGGCAGCCAAGGGUGGUGCUGACGACGAUGACGACAGCGAGUAA